AUGAAGGGUCAUAAGAUACAUCGCUUGCGGCUGGUAGUAGCCCGAGUGGCAUCCCUAUUGGUAACGGAAUGGAAAUUGCUCUUACGGAUAGUAGCAGCAUCAUGCCGUUCUAUGUCGGAGCUGAGAGUUCUCAUCGAACGUAUAGAUCGUGCUCUAACUGAAGUCCUAGCCGACCGCGAUGUGAUGGGAUUGGCUGUUGCCAGCUCACAGAGGACUAACCAGAAUAGUCCUACUGCUGCUGCUACUGCUGCUGGAACCCCUAAAGGUGGCCACAAUGGACAGAAUGGGAGGAAGCUCAAGCCGGCAGCUACUCUGGCAUUGCAUGAAUUCAAAAGAAGCAAACGUUGUGUGACGUUUGCUGGUACGAAGAUUGCCGGUGGUGGUGUAUCUGCUCCUGAAGAAUCGCGUGCUGAGUCUAGCGCCGAGGACAUCUCGGAAGAAGAGGGAUGUAGUCCACAGGCUAGAGUAGAGGCAGCGGCACGUCGGUAUAAUCGGGGAGAGACCCUGCCUGUUAUGAAUCAUGAUCCCUCCGAGACCCUCCAUAAAGCGCUUGAGUCGGCUACCCACAGAGUAGGGUCAUCUUCCAGUAGCAGCAGUAGACAGAAGUCAUACGAUGUCCAUGGUUCCAGCUCUGCUGCUGCUACUGCGCAAGACGUUGAUACCGUUCCGCCUUUAAAGCGUCGAUUGUUUGAAAGCCUACGUAUCCUUUGUAUUGAUAUUGGUGGGACUCGGACCAAGUUCAUGUAUCAGCAUGGUAAUAAAAGAGUGCUCCUACCUGCGGCUGAGAGUGCUGCUCUUUGGGACAAGCCCAAUAGACUUGAAAGUUUAAGGAAGAGAUUGGCCUCUCAUUUGCUUGGUUCAACACACGAUGAGGAUGUGGACUCAACUGAUGGUCCUGAGGAGGAGGAGAAGCAGGAACCAGGCAUGCCACCUAGUCCAUAUGUAUGGCAGAAACAGUUGCCAGUGGCCAUGCAUCAAGUCGAUAGAGUCGUAUUCUCGGUUCCUGGUACAGUCGAAUUAACAACGGAUCUAGAUAAGGAGGAUAUGUGUACUGUUAAAAACAUGCCCAGUCUAUCGCCUCUCUUCAGGGGGUUUAACUUCAAGAGUGCAUUUUCGGUCCUAUUCCCCUGUGCUAAGAUCUAUGCUGUUGCGGAUAACCUAGCAGCAGCCAUGGGGGUAGCCUGCAUGCCAUCCUGUAGGAACCUUAGUGCAGGGCUAGUAGUGGUACUUGGUACAGCUCCGGCUGCUGCUACCUUCUAUCGUCCCCAUCCCAUGGUGUACAUCAUAGGCAUGCCCUGA
This is a messenger RNA of Perkinsus marinus ATCC 50983, 1299 nucleotides long. RefSeq lists its product as hypothetical. The transcript is spliced from 12 exons. The record is from RefSeq and is a predicted model, not a curated record. NCBI's taxonomy places the organism in Eukaryota, Perkinsozoa, Perkinsida, Perkinsidae. Bases 1 to 1299 code for a protein of 432 amino acids.